Messenger RNA from Fusarium sp. VM40, 831 nucleotides. NCBI's taxonomy places the organism in Eukaryota, Fungi, Ascomycota, Sordariomycetes, Hypocreales, Nectriaceae. The record is from the annotation of a GenBank genome assembly.
AUGACAAUGAAAGACAAACCCCAGUAUCCCUUUACCAUCAGCAGCGAGGUAGAUCGUCUCCAAAAGCAACACACCUGGAUCAACCAUGUCCUCAAGAACAAGAUUGUCUUCGCCCCAGUGCCACUUGACAAAGAAGGACUGAAGAUUCUGGACGUCGGAUGUGCAGAUGGAAUUCUACUUCGUGAUAUACAAAAGCAAGUUCCUUCAUCUGCUCAGCUUGUCGGUGUAGAUAUCGAAGACAGCUUCUUUCCUGUAUCCGACAGCGGCAUUAAAUAUGAGGUAUACGACCUUUGCGAGUCGCCCAACGAGGGACUCACUGAGGUUUUUGACCUGACGCAUAUGCGAUAUGUCAUGGCUGCCGCUGGGAGAGUCGGCUAUCAGAAGGCAGUCGAAAACCUGGUUGCCACUCUCGCGCCAGGAGGCUGGCUGCAGGUACAUGAGCUAGACUUCAGUCUGGAUGGCAGAUCUGAUGCAGGUCCAGCCUGGAAGGAUGUCAACACUGUCUUCGGAGGAAUGUUUGAUGCCAUGGGAAUGGGUUCAGACUUUGUUAGCAAACUGCCCGAGGCAUUCAAAACCGCAGGGCUCGUGAAUGUUUCUUCCGAGACCAUUCUUCUGCCCACAGGUAAACUGUUGAACGACGAAGAGCUUGCCGAGAAGUCACGACAGGCUUUUGUCAUGACCAUCCCAAACAUCAUCCAGGGGGCCAAGAUGUUCAAAGCUGAUAUUCCGGAGUCCACGUACGAGAAUCUGCCUGAGAGAUUUGAGAAGGAAGUUAAGGAGCAGGGUGCGGUAUUUCGAACCAAGAUUAUCAUUGGACAAAAGCCUGCCUAA